Molecule: messenger RNA, 1413 nt
Organism: Spirodela intermedia
Lineage: Eukaryota; Viridiplantae; Streptophyta; Magnoliopsida; Alismatales; Araceae
Source: the annotation of a GenBank genome assembly
AUGCGAAGGGGAAGUAGUGUCACCAUGGCCGCUAGGAAGGUCUCGCCAUUUCGACUGGCCGCCCUCCUCCGGGAGGAGAACGAUCCCGCCGCCGCCCUCCGUCUCUUCCAGAGCCCCAACUCCGGCGACGCGCCGCCAUCUCCGGCGAGGCCCUUCCGCUACAGCGCGCGAUGCUACGAUCUCGUCGUCACCAAGCUCGGGAGGGCGAGGAUGUUCAGCGAGAUGGAGCAGAUCCUCGAUCAGAUGGGAAAGGAAACGAGGUUCUGCCCCAAGGAGGUUCUCUUCUGCAACGUCAUCUCCUCCUACGGCCGGGCUCGCCUGGCGUACCCCGCCGUCCGUACCUUCCUCCGGAUCCCCUCCUUCCGCUGCCAGAGGACCAUCCGGUCCUUCAACUCCCUUCUUCACGCGCUUCUCCACUGCAGAGAUUUCGCAGCUGUUGAGGAGUUUUGCAGAGACAUGGAGAGCUACGCCGUGUCGCCGGAUACGUGUACUUACAAUAUACUGAUUAAUGCUUACUGCUCCGUCAGGAUGCCCGACCGCGCCUGGGAUCUGUUCGUCGAAAUGCGGAUGAGAGGGAUCCAACCCAGUGCCGUCACUUUUGGCACCUUGAUCUCCUUCCUCUGCUCGAAUUCGAUGCUGAAGCGGGCAUUCGAGCUAAAAGAGGAGAUGAUGAGACUGCACAAUGUGACACCCAACGCAUUCAUCUACACUUCAUUAAUCAAAGGCCUUUGUGGGAACGAUGAACUGGACUCUGCUCUCCGCAUCAAAGAGGAGAUGUCGGAUGAGGGGGUUCGAUUGGAUGCGGCAGUAUACUCUACUCUGAUCAAGGCUCUGUUUGAGGCGGGGAGGAAGGGAGAGGUCGUCAGUCUUCUGGAGGAGAUGAGAGCAAGCAAGCUGGAGCCCGACGCGGUCUGUUACAACGCCAUUAUCUCCGGAUUCUGCGGCGAGAACGACUUCACCGCCGCCUUUGGUGUCCUCAGUGAGAUGGCGAGGAGAGGGUGCAAGCCUGAUGUGGUCAGUUAUAAUGUAAUCCUGUCGCGGUUGUGUCGACAGGGAAGAUAUGAAGAUGCAAGGGAGCUGUUUGACGAUAUGCCGAGGAGAGGGUGCCUCCCCGACAUUGUCUCUUAUAGGAUACUCUUUGAUGGGCUAUGUGAAAAGAGUCGGUGGAAGAAGGCGGUGGCUCUGCUCGAGGAGAUGAUGUUCAAAGGAUAUCGACCUCGUCCUGAGAGUCUGUCUAGGGUUGUCGAUGGGCUGGGUGAAGCUGAUGAUGUUGAUUCUCUGGUCUCUCUCGUAGCUGCUGCUGCCAGAGGAAAUAGCACCGACUUGAGUAUGUGGAAUGCGUUGACUCAGAGAAUUUGCAGAGAGUUUGACCAGGUGGAAGCAUGUAGACUCGUGGAUCAUCUGAGAGUGUGA